ACCUGGCCAGCCUAGCAAAAGCAAGAGGAGCCUUUUGGAUUCAUGGAAAGAUCUUGAUGGCUUCCUAUCAGCCAAAUCUUCCAUGAUCUGCUCUGUCUUUCCCUGUUGAAUGCAGUCUUUCCCUCCUGGGGAAGAUAAACGUUCCACAACAUGCAGGGGACUUUUAAUUUAUACUUUCAAUUGUUACUUGCAGGGUUUGAUGGGUGUUCGUGCCACCGCCCGGAGCCCCAGGAAGGAAGAGGUGAUGCCAGUUCUCAUUUCAGUGAGAAAUGAGAAGAUAGCGAAGUGGAGGCCGCGGCUCUCAACCAUCUGGGAGACCUGCACUGAGUCGGAUCCUUCGGAAGAAUACCGACCAAGAGAGGUGCAGGAGGAAAGCAGUGCCUGCCUAUCAAGAGAGGAAAAGGAAGAGCACUGGAGGCCGCGACUCCCCCCCAGAUCAGAGACCUGCAGAGAAUCGGACGAAGAAGACCAGCCGGCGGAGGAGCAGCUCUCUCCUACUGGGGAGAAGACGCAUACUUCGGAGGAUUCGAUGGAAGUCCUGGUGGGCUCCCGGAACAACAGCCUGGAGGAUUUUGACUCCAUUUCUGCCCUCUUGGAUGAGGAGUCUGAGGGAAGUUGGGAGCAGGCUGCAGAGGCUUCGGAGGCCAGCCUUUCGUCCAGUCCGUGGGUAAGACAGACAAAGUGUUUUCUCUUGGGGAGGGAUAGAGUCCCUCUAUUCAGUUCUCCUAAUCUGAGUGAACUGUGCUGGAGAGCUCUGGGCAGUGGAUAAAGGUGACACCUGGCCCUUGGGACAAGGUACUUAGGCUAACUAGAAGAACCCAAGCUGUGUUGCGAUUGAUUUACUGCAAACCAGAAGGGAAGGGCCAAUUCAGUGGACUGGGGUCCUAAAUAGAUAUGGCCCACCCUGUUUAUCCCUUUCAUUUUUCUGCAUCAUCCUCUCCAGCAACCAGCUGUUUCCAGGCAGGGCUUUAACGGGCAGAGUGGGUGGGAGUGGGGAUUGCAACAGAAGCAUUGUUUCUGAUGGGAAUCCCAAAUCAAUCGGGCCCCUUUUAGAAAUUCUGAGUCUACUUUCAUUGAUGGAUAAAAAGUCAUCAUUGUCAUUCACAGGAUUCUCCCGAAGAAGGGGAAGCCUC
Messenger RNA from Crotalus tigris (Tiger rattlesnake), 1133 nucleotides. RefSeq lists its product as uncharacterized. NCBI's taxonomy places the organism in Eukaryota, Metazoa, Chordata, Lepidosauria, Squamata, Viperidae. The record is from RefSeq and is a predicted model, not a curated record. Bases 110 to 769 code for a protein of 219 amino acids. The transcript is spliced from 6 exons.